Messenger RNA from Dibothriocephalus latus, 174 nucleotides. NCBI's taxonomy places the organism in Eukaryota, Metazoa, Platyhelminthes, Cestoda, Diphyllobothriidea, Diphyllobothriidae. The record is from the annotation of a GenBank genome assembly.
GAAUUCAACGGCCGAUUCAACUACCCCGUUUGUAUAUACAUUGCCGCUGUGGCGGAAAAAAUCAUAACGAAGUGGCUAGACUUGGCUAUCCGCUUCGAGGAGAAAGCUCAGAUUGAGAAUGUAAUUCGGGCCUCUGCAUUUCAAGUGCGUCUCGCUUACAAUUUCCUUCUAUAA